Molecule: messenger RNA, 1644 nt
Organism: Eutrema salsugineum
Lineage: Eukaryota; Viridiplantae; Streptophyta; Magnoliopsida; Brassicales; Brassicaceae
Exons: 3
Coding region: 441-1472 (343 amino acids)
Cellular component (GO): cytoplasm
Source: RefSeq, a predicted model, not a curated record
GACAUCUUUCCGAGUUUUCUAAUUAGUACUGCAACAUCUUUCCGAGAAUUGUCUUAAAAUCUUCGAACUUGACGGUCGAAUAUAUUACCACACUCUCGGUCAACGGAGUAGAUGCAAAACUCUACAUCUGGUUUCUUAUAUUGAAAGCUCUAGAAUUCACCGGACAUUGAAAUAAAAUCUCGUGAGUUUUUUUUUUCUCGUUAAUUUCUCUGCCUCGAUUCUGGAAAAUUUUUCACCUGGGUUGUGAUCGAAUAUCCUUUAAUUUGUUGUCGAGAUUUAUCUUUGAAGUCAAUGAUCUGGGUUUGAUCAAAGUCUGCAACUUUCUGUUGAUUACACACUUAUGAAAUUUUGAUGAUCACACGUAUUAGUCUCCCUAAAUCUGAUCUGGGAAUGCUCAAUCUCCCUCAUUGCUGGUCUCGAUCCCUGGGUUUGGUUGUAUAAUGAAUAAAUAUCCACUUGGGUCGAGUAAUCCCAACAAAUCGUAUUAUGCGUACCCAAGAGCUGGCGAUUUUGAUUUAGAAUCAGGAACUGUCAGAAAAUUUAGAAAGCCGAAGAAUUCGUUUGCCAAAAUGUUCAAAUCUCUCGGGAAUCGCCUUCACCACUUCUUCAAAUUACACCCGAUCCUCGUUUUCAUCAUCCUCCUCUCCUUCGGGAUCACAUUCCUGAUAUUCCUGUCGUCGAUAUACGAGAACCAUGUUCGAUCAACGAUCACUUAUAAGAAGACGGAUUUGGAUAACGAUGGUUACCCAUUUGCGAAUCUGAAAAACCUCGUGAUGGUGGCUGGACAUUCUGUUUAUACGAGCAGUGAUUGUGGUAGAGUUGAUAAGGAGGAUUCGUGGUUCUUGGAGUCUUAUCAGAAGCAUCCAGGUCAGGCGUCGACGUUCUUGAGCCAUAUAGAAGAAGGUGUUGAGGCUGCAGCUAAAGAUGAUGAGUCUUUGCUUCUGUUUAGUGGAGGAGAGACUCGUAAAGACGCAGGGCCUCGCAGUGAAGCUCAGAGUUAUUGGGCUGUCGCUGAGUCUAAAGGAUGGUUCGGCAAGGAUGAGGUGAGGUCAAGGGCAUUGACGGAAGAGCAUGCCAGAGACAGUUUUGAGAAUCUUCUCUUUAGCGUGUGUAGAUUCAGAGAGCUCACAGGCUCUUACCCAAAGAACAUAACAGUUGUGAGUUAUGAUUUUAAAGAGGAGAGAUUUGCGCAUUUGCACCGUUCGGCAAUGGGGUUUCCGGAAUCAAGAUUCUUCUACUUGGGAACUCCAGCUUCACUUUCGUCUAAAGAAAGCGCUCUGAAAGGCGAGGCUAUGGUUAGAGCUCAGUUUCAAGAAGACCCAUACGGAUGUGUUGGUUCGCUUUGGCGUAAGAAGCUGAAGCGUGACCCUUUCCACAGGACUAUACCUUACCCUAAUGGUUGCCCUGAAAUUGGAGGAUUGUUCAGGUACUGUGGUUCAGCUCCUUUUCCUGGCUCUCUCCCAUGGGAUUGAUCUGUGGUAGACCUACACUAGACUUGCUUACAGGAACCAAUACUCGAUCGAGAACUUUUUUUUUGUUACUCUUAUGAGAUUGAAUAGGAGAAUCUUUGUAUUCCGCAGACUGAGAAUUUAUAUACAUUGUAUUAAAUGCGAUUUACCUGGUAUACAUGGUGAGAUUUCCAUC